AACGCACUUCAAGUGGCGACAGGGAUUAUCAGUUAAGUGUUUACGGAGGUUCGCGAGUGCGUGUCCUGGAGUGGAACGCAGCCAUGAAUGUUAUAUAAUAGUGGGAGGAUUCGAUGUUCCAGUGUAUAUAGGUUAUGCGUAUGAGAGUGUUGAUCAAAACACCAUUGUAGCGUCUAAACUGCCGCAAUUUACACAAGAAGAAGAAGAAGAAAGUGUUGAUAAAUCGAGUGAAACAGUUAGCUAUCAGUCAAAAUGCUGGAAUGGAUUCUGGUGUUGACGUGCAUCUUCAUUUUUUUUCUUUACAUCAGCAUUUCAAAGCCCAAGAACUUUCCUCCUGGACCACGUCCAGUACCAUUUUUUGGAAAUCUGCUCCAACUCAACAUGGCCAAUCCUUUGAAAGACUUUAAGAGGCUGGAAAAUCGCUAUGGAAAGGUUUACAGUUUGUACAUCGGAUCAAGACCAACAGUAGUGCUUAAUGGUUUUGAGGUUAUAAAGGAAGCUCUUGUUACUAAGGCAGUCGAGUUUGCUGGACGCCCACAAGACCUCAUGGUCAACCAUGUCAUGGAGGGAGGAGGUGUUAUUGUGGUUGACUAUGGCCCUACUUGGAAAGAACACAGACGCUUUGCUCUCAUGACCCUGAGAAACUUUGGUCUGGGGAAGCAAACAAUGGAGGAGAGGAUUCUGGGAGAAAUCUCACAUAUUGUUGAUAAACUGGAUAAAGUUGUUGGAACCUCCAUUAAUCCUCAGACUAUGUUCCACAAUGCUGCAUCAAAUAUCAUCUGCUUGGUUCUGUUUGGAUCCCGCUUUGAUUAUGAUGAUGAAUUCCUCAAGCGUUUUAUUGAAAUCUAUACAGAGAAUGCAAAGAUCACCAAUGGACCAUGGGCUAUGAUUUAUGAUGCUUUACCUAUGGUGAGAAGUUUGCCCUUGCCCUUUAAGAAGGCUUUUACAAAUGGCACUAAAGUCAAACAGAUGUCUUCAAAUUUGAUCAACGAGCACAAGAAGACAAGAGUCCCAGGAGAGCCGAGAGACAUCAUUGACUGCUAUCUGGAUGAGCUUGAUAAGAGAGGUGAUGAUGGUUCCAGCUUUUGUGAAGAGCGACUGAAAUGGUUCAUUUUGGAUUUGCACUUUGCAGGGACUGAUACUACCUCCAACACCCUCCUCACUGGAUUCCUCUAUCUCAUGAAUCACCCCGAAGUUCAAGCGAGAUGUCAGCGAGAGAUUGAUGAAGUUCUGGAAGGUAAACAUCAGGCGUCUUUUGAAGACAGACACAAUAUGCCGUACACACAGGCUGUGAUUCAUGAAAUUCAGCGUGUGGCAAACACCGUACCACUGAGUGUGUUUCACUGCACCACCAAAGACACAGAGCUGAUGGGUUACAACAUCCCAAAAGGAACAAUUGUUAUUCCUAAUCUUAGUUCUGUGCUGAAUGAAGAAGGUCAGUGGAAGUUUCCUCAUGAAUUUAAUCCAGCCAACUUCCUGAAUGAUGAAGACCAGUUUGUGAAACCUGAAGCCUUUAUUCCAUUUUCUACUGGGUCCCGUGUGUGUCUUGGUGAGGGUCUUGCUCGUAUGGAGCUUUUCCUGGUCCUCGUCACUCUGCUGCGUCGAUUCCAGUUCGUUUGGCCUGAAGAUGCCGGGGAACCAGAUUACACCCCUGUGUUUGGGGCCACGCUCACACCCAGGCCCUACAAAAUGCACAUCAGACUUAGAGAACCGGCCAAAUAAUUAGGGCCUGAGCACCUUCUGCUUCUUCUGCUGCAUCUUCUGCUUCUGCUGCUUCUUCGACUUCAAAAUUAAUCACAUUUUUGAGGGCCUAAAUUUGCUCGAAAAGUGACGAUAAUGUACAUGUGCCUAAAGGCCUCAGAAGUGGGCGUGUAAAAAUGACUUGAAAGCGCCACCUGCUAAAUUUCAAGAGCACAGUCUUCCCGCUAUGAAGAACGUACAGAUAAAACAUUUGGUAGGGUCAUCUAUCACCUCAAGACCUACAAAAAAGUCCCUUGUAACCAAGCUCUAAACCCCAACAAUUUUAAAGCACAACUUCUCGUCUAGAUCCGGUCCAGCGCAACCUAACGUAAAUGGGUAGUGACGUAGGGAGGUCACGUGUUACAUAUAUAAAACACAUUUGCGGACCAUUUUAAACAAUGAACUGACACAAAGACAUUAAUUAGUAUCAGUUGACAUACAACAACAUAGGAACGGUCCUCUUUCAACCACUUGGCGGGCGGAGUUUCGCGUUCGUCCUCUGUGACCUCUUGACAUCAUGGCGUAUUGCGUCGGGUCACGCUGGUGCAUCACGACCGGAUCUAGACGAGAAGUUGUGCUUUAAAAGUGUAUAUUUGAUAUUUUUCUUGUCAAAAAUGACAAUCGUUUUGCUAGAUAAGACCCUUAUGCUUCGUUUGGGAUCGUUUAGAGUCCUUUGAAACUCAGUUGAAAAAAACUGUUAAGUGUUAAUUGUUGGUGUCUAUUAAAGUCCAUUGAAAUGAGAAAAAUCCUGCAAUGUUUUCCUUAAAAAACAUAAUUUCUUCUCGACUGAACAAAGAAAGACAUCAACAUUUUGGAUGACAUGGUGGUGAGUAAAUUAUCUGGAUUUUUCUUUUAAGAAAAUGGAAUAUUCCUUUAAAGAGCCGCUUCUGGGAAGUCCGCUGCUGUAUAAGCAUUGACUAAAAUGGCCGCAAUCAGGUCCUGUAGCGGCGCACACGCAUGCAAUUUAAAAAAAUUAUUCUGCGAAUAAAGGCACUAAGUAAAAGCAACAGAAAGUUUCUAUCGGUCUCCCAUGUUGCUUGAACCCCAGAAGUAAAGCGACUUUUAGAAAGCUUCCAUAUCAACACCAGCAAUGACAAGGCAAGCUAACGUUGCUAUGCUUACAGUCCAUAUACAUAAUAGAUUGCUAGGCUAUUCCUAUGCUAUCUACAGUUUUAUUACAAACAGCUACCUAAACUACAACAUAACAUUAAUGUAGACUUAAACAACAUGUUUAUCUAAAUAUAAUGUAGUACAUUUAAACAUCACUGUUUACAUUUUUUACCAGCCUUUGUAUGGUAGCCUAUAUGCAUUGUUUGGCAAAAAGCAGUGUUCCUCUGUUUGUCUGUGUGUUUUAUUAAGCAAUUAUAUGUUAGCCUACAUGUAAUCCUUAUAUUGUACUAAAAAAUUAGCUGUAUUCCUCCACUUUUUGUUAAGUUGUGUCAACCCAGUGCAUGCCAGGUUUGUGCUGUGAAUCUGAAUUAAAAGUGAAUUAAAGAAAAGAAAUGAAGAGAGUAAAUCUUGAGGUCAAAAUCAAAACACUGCUCUCAAUUCAUAAACAAAGUGAUCAAAAUGAUAUACACUAUCAAACAGAGAGUAAACACUACACAAAAAAAUAGAAAACACAUGGUUCAAAACAUAUAGUUCUCAGGGAGUCAAUUUUUACAUAUUUACAGUGUAACUCUCAUUGUUUUGGACAAAUUUGAUACAAUCAAGCAGAUGAUUAUGUACAAAUGUCUGCUGUUUGCAUUUUCAAUUUAAUUUUCAUGAAAAUACAUUAUUCUGGUUUUGUUGAAUAGUCUUACACCUCAAAACAUUUAGGAAUUAGUUCAUCGUGCAUAGCAUGAAAUUGUUGACCAUAUGUGUCAUAAUCUGUUACUGUAAGCAUUAAGCAUGUUUUCUAUGGGUUUUUUUUUUGUAAAUGUAAACUGAAUCGAUAAAUUCCUGUCAAGUGAAUCUUGAAAUUUGAAGUCAUUUUUUGAAUUUUUUUAUUUUUACUGUAAUUUUUUUUCAAAAUCACAAUUUGUGUUAUUUGUUUACAGAAAAAAAGGUGAACAUGUAAAUUCAUCCACAGUUUACAUAAAAAUACUGACACAUAUAAUUGUGUACACUUGGUAUAUUGACAACAAGUCUUGUUCAUGAACAAUGACACACUGACUUGCCAUUUUGAUGGAACAUGUUCACUAAUGUAAAAAUUUCCUUUUGAGAGAUGACACAAACUUGUCCUUUGUUUCUGUGAUACUGUAACUGUAAAGCAGUCAGUACUACUAACAAAUGGAAAGUACAAUGUUCAGGGCCAUACAAUUUGUUCAUUGUACAGUAUAAAGCCUACAAUGUACUGUAGUACUGUAUACAACAGUGAACUGGC
Misgurnus anguillicaudatus (oriental weatherfish) is the source of this 4105-nucleotide messenger RNA. RefSeq names its product cytochrome P450 2F2. Gene Ontology annotation, cellular component: intracellular membrane-bounded organelle; cytoplasm. Gene Ontology annotation, molecular function: oxidoreductase activity, acting on paired donors, with incorporation or reduction of molecular oxygen, reduced flavin or flavoprotein as one donor, and incorporation of one atom of oxygen; heme binding; iron ion binding. The record is from RefSeq and is a predicted model, not a curated record. Gene Ontology annotation, biological process: xenobiotic metabolic process. NCBI's taxonomy places the organism in Eukaryota, Metazoa, Chordata, Actinopteri, Cypriniformes, Cobitidae.